AUGUUAACUUCUUAUUUGUUAGGAGAUAUUGAAGGAGAAUUUGAAGAACCAAAAAUUAAUACAAUUACACCAUUAGAUUGGGUUAAAGGAAAAGAUCCUCGAUUUAAAAUUACACGAAAAAAAACAAAUAAAAAAGGAAGAAAUCAACAAGAAACAAAAGUUGAAUCAUUUUUUGAUUUAUUUUAUCCACAAGAAUUAGCAUUAAAUAAUGAUAUUAAUGAUGAUGGAUUAAUUGAUGAAGAAGCAUUACCUAUUCAUGAUAUGUUCCAAGCAUUACUUACAUUAAUUAAUGAAGUAAUUCCAGCUGCUGUAAAUUAUUUUGAUGAAACAUUAUUAAAUGAUGAAGGAGAAGAUCUUGAUGAAGAUGAUGACGCUUAUGACGAAAAACCAAUAAAACAAAUUAUUGACGGAAAACCAUCACAAGAUGAUUCUAAUACACAACCAGCACCUCAAGAAUGUACUCAACAAUAA
This is a messenger RNA of Entamoeba histolytica HM-1:IMSS, 471 nucleotides long. RefSeq names its product nucleosome assembly protein 1-like 1, putative. Gene Ontology annotation, biological process: nucleosome assembly. The record is from RefSeq and is a predicted model, not a curated record. Gene Ontology annotation, cellular component: nucleus; chromatin. Gene Ontology annotation, molecular function: histone binding; chromatin binding. The transcript is spliced from 2 exons. NCBI's taxonomy places the organism in Eukaryota, Evosea, Mastigamoebida, Endamoebidae. Bases 1 to 471 code for a protein of 156 amino acids.